Messenger RNA from Paraglomus brasilianum, 4665 nucleotides. The record is from the annotation of a GenBank genome assembly. Lineage: Eukaryota; Fungi; Glomeromycota; Glomeromycetes; Paraglomerales; Paraglomeraceae.
AUGGAUAUGUCGUGGAUCCACGUACUACCUCCUGCGCUAACAGCAUGUAUCAGUUCUCUGAUAUUAACCAUACAACUACGCAAACAACAUACUUUCGAUUCUAUUCUAUUGUCUGGUGAUUCACCCGACGCGGGAGUCCGCUUUUCAACUGUAAAGAGGGAUACAACGGUUGUUGCUGUAACUACUUUACAAAGCGCGUUGUUUGCUUUUUUAGUUGGUUUUCGACUUGGCGCUACUUUAGACGGUGAAGUGAGGUUGAAUCCCAAAUACGCAGGCGUGUUAGCCAUUUGUUGGUUUUAUGCAUUAGUGUUAGCUCUUCUCGCUUUAAGACCAAAGGGGAGGAAAUGGGCAUGGACACUUAAUGGCCACCUUACCGCAUUCUUUGCCGUUUCUUGUUUAUCGUCAGUGUGGCAACUUCGAGUAACAUACAUAGAAACAACUGAUACCGAUUUCCUGGAGAGGCUGUUUGCGACCUUAAAUGUCAUAUUAUCAUUUACUUCACUGUCAAUAACAAUAACUACACCUAAAGGGCCACCAUUGUAUUGCGAUGGUCGACCAGUGACUGGGAGUAGCUAUUGUUCGCUCUGGGAUUUUAUCACAUUCUCAUAUGUUUCUUCUCUGUUGAAGACGGCUUAUCUGCAGGACACGUUAGACGAUUCGGAUUUGUAUCAGCUUCCCUAUAGUUAUCGUGCAUUUACGCUGUACCAUAAUAUCAAGAAAUGGAGAGGGUCGCACUUGUUUAUUAGGUUAUGGCAUGCCAAUAAGAAAUUGAUUCUGUUGCAAUUGUUGUUCACUGCAACUGGGGCAAUGCUGUACUAUAUGCCUAUUUUUUUCUUCUUGCGCUUUUUGGAGUUUUUCGAAGAAUAUCCCACAUACGAUAACUCAUUAGAAAGAGGAUAUUUAUAUGCUAUUGGUAUGUUGUUAACAAAUAUCCUCCUCCAAGUGAAUGUAGCUCAAUUAUGGUAUUGGAGUUCAAGUGCUCUACAAAUCAGUGUAAAGUCAAUGUUGAAUGCAGAGAUAUAUUCGAAGAGUUUGAAACGACGCAAUGUGAGCGGUGCUACUCUUGAAACGGAUGACGAUGAUGACUCAGAAGUCAUCGAAGAUGCAGAUGUGGACAAUAGCACCAAGAUUAUUGACAAAGAAGCUACAUUAGGGAAGAUUACUAAUCUAAUGGCGGUGGAUACUAAUCGUGUGGCCGAAUUCUGUACAUGGUGGAUAAGCGUUGUCGAUAGUCCUAUUGAAAUUAUUGUUGGAACUUAUUUUUUAUAUCAAUUGCUGGGAAGUGCCUGUCUCUUCGGAUUAUUGGUUAUGAUAUUUACGUUACCGGUUAACCAUUAUACGGCUAAGCAUUAUGCUAAAACACAAGAUCGCUUAAUGAAAGCACGUGACCGAAGGAUUAAUUUGAUGAACGAGGUCUUACAAGCAAUCCGUAUUAUUAAAAUUUUUGCAUGGGAGACCAGUUGGGAAGAUAAAAUACUGGUUUUGAGGGAUGUUGAACUUAAAGAACUACGCAAUAAUUUUAUAUAUCUCACUAUGUUUGAUCUACUAUGGAUGGCAUCUCCAAUAUUGGUGGCCGUAGUCUCCUUCUUUUGGUAUACUAAAAUCCAAUCCAACCCCCUGACGACGUCGGUGGCGUUUGCUUCGAUCGCUGUAUUUAAUGAACUCCGAUUUGCUCUGAAUAUUCUACCAGAAGCUGUUAUGGAAGCUUUACAGGCAUAUGUUAGUCUUAACAGAAUAGAGAAAUUUCUUAAGGAAGAUGAAAUCAAACCGCCUACUGAUGAAGACCUCGAAAACUUUGAUCGAAUUGCAUUUGUGGAUGCUACCGUAAAAUGGAAUCAGAGUGAAAACAAAGCUGUUAGCAACGGGGAUUUAAGGAAUGAAUUCAUUAUGACUGAACUAAAUCUCGAGUUUCCUGUAAGAGAGCUCAGUAUAAUAUGUGGACCCACAGGAUCAGGGAAGACAUUACUGUUGAUGUCAUUAUUGGGAGAAACGGAAAGGGUUACCGGCAACAUAUAUUGUCCGCGCUCCCCAGUCGACAACACAAUUUUAUCCGACAAUAUUACUCCUGAAAACUGGAUUAUUGAGAAUGGCGUUGCUUUGGUUGCUCAACAGUCAUGGCUACAGAAUGCUUCUAUCCGUGAUAACAUUCUCUUUGGCUUGCCAUAUCACGAAGCCCGCUAUGUACAAGUUGUCAAAAUGUGUGCAUUAGAGAAAGAUUUGGAAAUGUUUGAAGACGGAGAUUUGACCGAGAUAGGCGAGAAAGGUUUGACUUUAUCAGGUGGACAGAAGCAGAGAGUGGCAUUGGCAAGGGCCGUGUACUCAAGAGCAAGACAUAUAUUAUUGGAUGAUGUGCUGAGCGCUGUAGAUGCUCACACUGCUAUGCAUCUGAUGAGCGAAUGUAUUAUGGGGUCAUUGAUGACAGAUCGAACUAGGAUAAUAGUGACGCAUCAUGUGAAUCUUUGUUUACCUAGUGCUUCAUACCUGGUAGCUGUUAGGGAUGGGAGCGUUCAUCACUGUGGAGAUAUAGAUAACUUACGCGAGUCUGGUAAACUCGCAGAAAUUAUAGAAGAAGUUGAGGAGAAUGCUGAGGUUAAAGCAACGGUGAUCGAUUUGGAAUUAUCAGAUGACAUUGAUAAGACACUUUCCCACGAACAAAUAAAUGGAGACAUAUCCUCGUCCCAAACUAAUAAGAAAAAGAGUACUGGACCAAAGAUUCUCGUUGAAAAAGAAGCUCGUGCAACUGGAGCGGUUAGAUUCAAAAUUUAUAAAACGUAUAUAACAACAACGGGUCAUAUAAUUUUUUGGUCAAUCGUCGCCCUUUUGUUCGUCGCCACACGCAGUUCACAAAUUCUAGAAAGCUGGUGGCUCAAAGUAUGGACUGGUGACACAGAACAACCAAAGUCAUUUGGGUCUCUAUCUAUAAGCAUGCGCCAGGUUGACUGGGCUCUUUUCGAACAAAUACACAUUGGUUCUGAAUUAAAUAUUGAGCGCACAAAUCACGAUCUUACAUACUAUCUGACCAUUUAUACGUUGAUAACGCUUGCGUCGGUUGUAUUUGGAAUAGCCCGAUUUGCAGUGUUGUACUAUGGAUCAUUGAAGACGUCGAGGUUACUGUACAAAAAAUUGCUUAAACGAAUUAUGAGAGCUCCGUUAAGAUUUUUUGAUACUACACCAGUUGGAAGAAUAUUAAAUAGAUUUAGUAAAGAUUUUGAGACUAUCGAUGGAAACAUAAUUGGUGAUUUAGCAUGGUUUAUGAAUAAUACCUUGAUGAUGGUGACGACUGCUAUGGUCAUAACAGCUAUCACAAAAGAAUUCAUAAUUGCGGCUGUAAUAUUUGGGAUCAUAUUUAUGGUCGUUGGAGCAUUGUUCACUAGGGCGUCACGCGAACUGAAGCGAAUGGACUCUGUCACUCGAUCUCCACUUUAUACUCAUUUCACAGAAACUCUGGCAGGAGUGACAACGAUUCGAGCAUUUGGAGCAACAAAACGCUUUAUGGAAGAAAUGCUUACUCGAAUCGACAAUAACGCUCGCCCAUUCUUCUUUGUUUGGUUAAUCAAUCGUUGGCUUUCAAUGCGAUUCAAUGUGACUGGGUCUUUUGUCUCGUUCAUAGCAGCAAUCUUUCUAUUGUGGAAUAUCGAUAGUGUGGAUGCUGGUCUUGCUGGUUUAUCUUUAUCGUUUGCUAUGAAUUUUACCGAACAACUGAUGUGGGCAGUACGGCGAUAUACUACAUUAGAAAUGAGUAUGAAUGCAAUGGAGAGAGUUGACGAAUUUUCCGAAAUCGCGCAAGAGCCACCAGAAAUUGUGCAUCCGAGACCAUCAGCAGGAUGGCCAUAUGAGGGUGCGAUAACAGUAGAAGAUUUAGAAGUCAAGUAUGCCCCAGAUUUAGAACCUGUACUGCACGGAAUCUCGUUCGAGGUUGGAGGUGGAGAGAAAGUUGGAAUUGUCGGAAGGACUGGUUCAGGAAAGUCCACUAUCGCUCUUGCGUUCUUCCGGUUUGUUGAUACGUCUGCGGGACGAAUUACAAUUGACGAGAUUGACAUUGCUUCAAUUGGCGUGCAUGACCUUCGAUCAAGAAUGACCAUAAUACCGCAAGACCCGACGCUGUUUACAGGAACUAUAAGAUCAAACCUUGACCCUUUUGAUGAACACUCGGAACAUGCGAUUAGGGAAGCCUUAGAGCGUGUGCAGUUACUUCCGAGUGCAGGAGAGAUUACUGAAGAUUCAACAGCAUUUGCCAGCGCUAGUGUAUUCCAGAGUCUAGAGACACCCGUAAGCGAAGGGGGAAAGAAUUUCAGUCAGGGACAAAGACAACUGCUUUGUUUGGCGCGAGCUUUAUUGAGAAGAUCAAAAAUUAUUCUUAUGGAUGAAGCUACGGCUAGUGUUGACUUUGGGACCGAUGAGAAGAUACAAGAAGCAAUUAGAAGUGAAUUUGUUGACUCUACUAUACUGUGUAUUGCGCAUAGAUUGAGAACAGUGAUUGAUUAUGAUAAGAUACUUGUGCUUGAUCAAGGAAAAAUUCUAGAAUAUGACAGUCCUUAUAAUCUUAUCACCAAUUCACAAUCUGCCUUCUAUAAAAUGUGCAAGAAUUCGGGUGAAUAUGAACUGCUACUGUCGAAUACCAAAGGUGGUCAGGUAUCGGAAGCCGAGGAAAACACGAAUUCUUAA